Molecule: messenger RNA, 6286 nt
Organism: Nymphaea colorata (pocket water lily)
Lineage: Eukaryota; Viridiplantae; Streptophyta; Magnoliopsida; Nymphaeales; Nymphaeaceae
Product: histone acetyltransferase HAC1-like
Exons: 17
Coding region: 455-5653 (1732 amino acids)
Biological process (GO): positive regulation of transcription by RNA polymerase II
Cellular component (GO): transcription regulator complex; histone acetyltransferase complex
Molecular function (GO): zinc ion binding; chromatin DNA binding; transcription coactivator activity
Source: RefSeq, a predicted model, not a curated record
GAGAACCCAUGAUCUGUCUCCGAUAAGAAAAGAGCUCGGCUCGUCGACGGGGGCGUUCUCCGUCUUCUCGCUCCGGCGCGCUCUCGUCUAAGCAGGACACGGUAGACGGUUUUCGGGCUGGGCUUCCCUUCGGUCACCGACGGCGAUCUCUUCGGGAAGAAGUGAAGGUGGUUUUGUUGGUUUGCCUGCUGUGCAAUAUGGUCUUAGAGGCUGGUUCUUCCAAAUGAAGUGGGCAAUGGUUUAUGACUUGUGAUUCCAUUAAUACAAGGGUGCUGCAUGCUGCUGGUUGAUUAAAAAUGAAAUCUUCUAUUUUGGUGUUCUGGUGUUGCUGUAUUAGUUUUUUUUUCAACCAGUAGUAUAAGGUCAUGGAUAUAUUCUAGACUUUGUAACAUUAGUGGUGCAAAUGGUGGAAGACCCAAAUUUUUGGUUUUGAUUGUAGUGUUUUCUUGGCAAGAUGAAUGUACAAGCACAUAUGGCUGGACAGAUUGCUGGCCAGUUAUCUAGCCAAGCAGGUCCCCCAUUGCCUACUUUACCUCAGCAAAAUGUUGGCUCUAUUCCUUCCCAAAUGCAGAAUUUGGGAAAUCUGCAAAGUACUUGGCGAGCUGAUCCUGAUAUUGAUCCCCUUCGAAACUGUGUAGCAGAAGAAAUUAUGAAAUUUUUGCGGCGGCAACCUCAGAUGAAUGAAUGGGGGCAAAAAUUAGUUGACAUUGCGAGGAAAUUGGAGAUGGGGUUGUUUAGGAAUGCUUCUUCUAAGGAAGAAUAUUCAGAUAUCAACAUAUUGCAUCGUAAACUGACCAACGUUAUGAGCCGUAUCUCAGCUAGCAAUACCAACCAACACUUGGGUCAUGUCAAUUCUGCAUCUUCAUCUGUUGUUGGGACCAUGAUACCGACCCCAGGUAUGCCACAAAGUGCCAGCACUAAUUCUGCAGUCUCUUCUAUGGACAACUCUAGUCCUGCCGGCACCAAUACUGGCCUGAUGAUCCCACACUCAGUUGCCAUGGGGAAUUUGCUGCCAACUGCCAAUGGGUCUGUUGGUGGAAUGCAGCAGAAUACCUUCAACUCAUGUGAUGGACUACUACCUAAUGAAUAUCAGCAAACACUUCCCAAUAUUUCCAUUGGCUCUGGGAACAACAUGUUAUCUUCAUUGGGCACACAAAGGCAUUCAAGUCAGAUGAUCCCUACACCUGGAUUGAAUGACUCACGCUCGUCCAUGAAUGCAUCUAGCGGUGGGUUUUCGAGUGUUGAAUCUAUUAUGGCAUCACAAAUGCAGCAACCAAAGCAGUAUAUUGGCAAUCAAAAUAGCCGUAUGAUGCAAAACAUCGGUGGCCAAAUGGGCAUGGGUGUGGGGAUGAGGUCUGGCUUGCAGGCUAAGUCUUCAGCUUAUGGCUUUCCUGGUGGAGUUCUGAACGGUGGGUUAGGGACAUUUGGUAAUAAUAUGCCGUUAAUGAGUGGGACUGCACAUGCCGAUGGGUAUUUAAGUUCUCCUGCUUAUGUGAACUCUCAGAAACCUCCACAGCAGCAUUUUGAUCAGCAGAGGCAACAACAAAUCAUGCAUAGUGCAUUAUCUGCAGGGAAUAACCAGAAUGUGAACCAUCUUGGGCUUCAGUCUAAUUUGAAGGCAAACCCUAUGAUGCAAUCUCAACAAUCAAGUCUUCCAUCACUUCAACAGGUAUCUGGCAUUAAGUCUCAGUCUGUUGAUCAUUCAAUGAAGAUGAAUCUGCCUACAUCUAGAGACCUUCUUCUCCAGCCUCAACAACAACUACAAAGGGCCCAGCAGCAACAAUUUUUGCAGCAUCCCCAUCAAUCUCAGAUGCAAUUUCCAUAUCAGCCUCAACAGAGGCAACUAAAUCAGCAGCAGCAACAAUUACUGAAGAAUGAGAACUUGAGGCAACCUCAGUUUCCACCAAAUGCUGUUCAAACCACAACAGCCAAUCAGAUAUUGCCGGAGCAUGAAGUGGAAACGCAUAAUGAAGCUUUGUAUAAUCAAAUACCUGAUCAAUAUCAGUUCCCAAAUUUGAGGCACCAAUAUCAGCCUAGUCACCUAGCUGAGAAUAAAGGGUCACAUUUGCUCCAACCAUCUAGUUCCCAGGAAUUGCAGCAUUCAUUCUCACAAAAUUCAAAUCAAUUUCAGCAGAUUGUGCAGCCGCAAAAGCGAGUUGCACAGUUGCAAAAUGAAUUUACUGGUCUUUCUGUUGGGCAGUCAGACAUUCCCGUUACUGAAGAAUGGGGUACACUGGAAAUCAGAUCUCCUGUUGUGAAUCAGUCAUCUUCUGACCAGCUCAUACAAGCAGACUUCCGUCCCCGAGUCAUGCAGCAAGAUGAAGCUCAAGGUCCCCAUCUCCCUACUCAGGGAUCUGCAAAUGGAAAAAUUGUUUCUUCAGAAAAUUAUUCUGUGGCCCAAGCUUCAUGUGGGACAUUAUGUGAAGCUGGUGGAAGGACUCUGGGGGCACGUUGGAAAGAGAUCAGUAACCAACGAAGAUGGCUACUUUUCCUGCGGCAUGCUAAGAAAUGCUCUGCUCCAAAAGGGAAAUGUCCAGACAAAAAUUGUGCAAGAGCUCAGGAUUUGUGCAGGCACAUGGAAAAGUGCCAUGAUGUUCACUGUGCAUACACUUAUUGCCAUAAAACCAAAAUGCUGACAGAUCAUUUCAAUAAUUGUCGUUCUGAAACUUGUGCUCUUUGUGUUCCUGUUCGCUCUUGGGUGUCUCAGCAUAGAGUUUCUGCAAAACAGUCAAUAGAUUCUGGGCAUGUAAAUUCAACAAAUGGCACUUGGAAGACAGUCCCUAGAGUGGAUGGAAGUAAAAUGCCAACUAACCCUCUUGGUUCUAUUUUGGAAGCUUCUGAUCCUAUACAGUUAUCACUGAAACGAGUUAAGCUUGAGCAUUCUUCCCCUUCAAUCACUCAGCCUAAGGUAGAGUUAGUUCAAGUAUCUUCGUCACCUGUAGAAGAAAUAGAUGAACUAGAAGGGAGCCAACAGGGUGAUGUGCCUGUGCCUGUGCCUACUAAAUCUGAAGUUAUGGAAGUGAAGAUGGAUGCACCCAUGCUGUUUGGAAGCCCUGAGAGAAUAAGUGAAAGUGGUCGAAGCGAUUUGGACAAUUCUAGUAUGUUGAAAUCUGAAAUCAAGCCUCCGACCUCAAAUAAUUUAAUAUCUGAUUUUAAGCAAGAAUAUGCCCCAGUUCAGAAGGAAGCUGAUCAGGUGAGGCAGGAUGUUCAUGGAUCUGUGGCUGAUCAUACAGUGAGCACUAAAACAGGGAAGCCAAAGGUAAAAGGUGUAUCUAUGAUUGAACUUUUUACUCCGGAGCAAGUUAGGGAUCACAUUCUUAGUCUUCGCCAAUGGGUUGGCCAGAGUAAGGCAAAAGCUGAAAAGAACCAAGCCAUGGAACGUUCUAUGAGUGAGAAUUCAUGUCAGCUGUGUGCUGUUGAGAAACUUACAUUCGAGCCACCUCCUAUAUAUUGCUCUACCUGUGGUGCUCGUAUCAAGCGUAAUGCAAUGUACUACACAAUAGGCAGUGCUGAUACACGUCAUUAUUUUUGCAUACCGUGUUAUAAUGAGGUCCGAAGUGAUGCCAUUGAUGUUGAUGGGGUUGCAUAUCCGAAGGCACGGAUGGAGAAGAAGAAGAAUGAUGAAGAAACUGAAGAAUGGUGGGUUCAAUGUGACAAAUGUGAAGCAUGGCAGCAUCAGAUUUGUGCCCUUUUCAAUGGCCGGAGAAAUGAUGGAGGGCAAGCUGAGUAUACAUGUCCUAAUUGUUACAUUGCAGAGAUAGAGAGAGGGGAAAGGAAACCCUUACCACAAAGUUCUGUGCUGGGUGCCAAAGAUCUCCCAAGAACAAUUCUUAGUGAUCACAUUGAAAAUCGGCUUUUUAAGAGACUCAAACAUGAGAGACAGGAAAGGGCUAAUGCACAGGGAAGGAGUUUUGAUGAGGUUCCAGGAGCUGAAGGUCUUGUUGUUAGAGUUGUAUCAUCUGUCGACAAGAAAUUGGAAGUAAAACAACGGUUUCUGGAGAUUUUCCAAGAAGAAAAUUAUCCUGCAGAAUUCCCAUACAAAUCAAAGGCUGUUUUGCUGUUCCAAAGAAUUGAAGGGGUUGAAGUUUGCCUUUUUGGCAUGUAUGUCCAAGAAUUUGGUUCAGAAUGUUCAUUUCCUAAUCAGCGCCGAGUUUAUCUUUCCUAUCUUGAUUCAGUGAAAUACUUCAGACCUGAAAUUAGAGCUGUGACAGGGGAGGCACUUCGUACAUUUGUUUAUCAUGAAAUACUGAUUGGUUACCUUGAAUACUGUAAGAACCGAGGAUUUACUAGCUGCUACAUAUGGGCCUGCCCGCCACUGAAGGGAGAAGAUUACAUUCUCUAUUGCCAUCCUGAAAUACAGAAGACGCCCAAGUCCGAUAAACUUCGGGAAUGGUAUCUUUCUAUGCUGAGAAAGGCUGCCAGGGAAGAUGUUGUAGUGGAUCUGACAAACUUUUAUGAUCAUUUCUUUGUCAAGAAUGGUGAAUGUAAGGCAAAAGUUACAGCAGCGCGGUUACCGUACUUUGAGGGUGAUUACUGGCCUGGUGCAGCAGAGGAUAUGAUUAAUCAGCUUAGGCAAGAAGAAGAUGGUAGGAAACAACAGAAAAAAGGGAAAACCAAAAAAACCCUAACAAAAAGGGCACUUAAAGCAGCUGCACAAGCUGAUCUUUCUAGCAAUGCAUCUAAGGAUGCACUGUUGAUGCAAAAGCUUGGUGAAACCAUCUCUCCCAUGAAGGAAGACUUCAUAAUGGUUCACUUGCAGUAUCCAUGUACUCACUGUUGUCAACUUAUGGUCUCUGGAAAACGUUGGGUUUGUAGCAGGCAAUGCAAAAAUUUCCAACUCUGUGACAAAUGUUACGAGGCAGAGCAAAUGCUGGAGGAGAGGGACAGACAUCCAAUAAACAGUAAAGAGAAACAUAUUCUUUUCCCUGUUGAGGUGAAAGAUGUCCCUGUAGACACCAAGGAUAAGGAUGAUAUCCUAGAAAGUGAAUUCUUUGAUACGAGGCAAGCAUUUUUAAGCCUCUGUCAAGGAAACCACUAUCAAUAUGACACUCUUCGCCGUGCUAAACAUUCAUCAAUGAUGGUUCUUUAUCACCUCCACAAUCCAACAGCGCCUGCUUUUGUGACUACUUGCAAUAUAUGCUACCAUGACAUUGAAGCAGGCCAAGGGUGGCGUUGUGAGACUUGCCCUGAUUAUGAUGUCUGCAAUACUUGUUACCAGAAGGGUGGUGGUGCUGAUCAUCCUCACAAACUGGCAAGUCCUCCAUCUACAGCAGAGCGGGAUGCUCAAAAUAAAGAAGCUCGACAAAAGCGAGUUGUCCAGUUGCGUAAGAUGCUUGAUCUGCUCAUUCAUGCUUCCCAAUGUCGCACUGGGCCCUGCCAGUAUCCAAAUUGUCGCAAGGUUAAGAGCCUCUUUCGUCAUGGUACACAAUGCAAGAUUCGUGCUUCUGGAGGUUGCCAACUGUGUAAAAGGAUGUGGUAUAUCCUUCAAUUGCAUGCCCGGGCUUGUAAGGAGUCAGAUUGCCAUGUUCCCCGCUGCAGGGACCUGAAGGAGCAUCUCAGGAGGUCACAACAGCAGUCCGAUUCACGUCGCAGGGCUGCAGUGAUGGAGAUGAUGAGGCAACGUGCUGCCGAAGUUGCGGCAAACAAUGCCUAAGUAAACCCUCUGUACAGUUAGUUUCAGGCGAGGGAGGAAUGUACCAUCUUGCAGCUGCAUUGCAUUUGAAAUCUUGGCCAAUCUGCGAAGAGAAAAGAGUCAGAUGCCUUUAACGCAACGUCAACGCAUCCAAAUUGAUGGGCUCAUGUCCAGUUGGCCUGCAGACUGCGCAAGUUGCCAUUGUUUUUGCAGUUCCAACCAUGAGUUAUCCAGUCCAGGUAUGGAUUUCAUUGCCAGGAGCAUUCUUGACAAUUUGCUGUUGAUGGUGUCCGCUCUGUGUAUUGUUGGUCCAGGUAAGUUUGAUUCUUUCAUUUAUUCGCCUUAUAUUCCAAUCGCCAUCUAAGAGAUGGCAGAUGUACAAAAUGGCCCCCUCCUAAUAAAUCCAUCAUAUCUUAGAGAGAAAUUCUAGCAGAAGUUAUCAGAUUUUUGAGUCCCCAUUUGGAUGCUGCAGCUUAACUUUUGCUGGCAAGACUCAUCUUGAAUCCAAGUACUCUGAUAGCUAGCUCUGCAAAAUGUCGGUUUUACCUUAUUUUAUUUUAUUUUCUUUCUGAAGCAGCUCUACUUGUUUCACCGCUUCCACCAAUGUAAAUCCAGGUUGUUAAAUGAGAUGAAACGAAACACUGAUCCGAGUUA